CGUUAUGACCACGGGAUCACCCCUAAUUUGGGUAGCAUGAGUUGGCCACUCCUCUCGAAUCUCGCCUUUCUUGGGCUGCCUAGUAGCGACCUCACCGGUAUCAUUCCCCUUCAAAUAUGUGCGCUCCCAAAGCUCAGGCACCUCAAUUUGUCCCACAAUCACCUAACUGGCGAUUUACCUCUUUGUCUCCAAAACCUCGCCAUGUUAGAAGUCAUUGACAUUCAUACUAAUAUGCUCGAUAGUCCUAUCCCUCCCGAAUUGGGAAAUCUGAAGAGGUUGAUCUACCUAGACCUUAGUUUCAAUGCACUUCGUGGCACGAUCCCUUCGACUCUUGGUCACUUAGAUUAUGUCAACUUGUCGCACAAUCGUCUCACGGGAAAAAUUCCAAAUAAUUUGGCCCAUGUUCAUUAUGGAGCUUUCAACGAUAAUGAAGGUUUGGAAAAGGCUGAUGGUCCCAAAAGAAUGGCUAGGAUUAUACUUAUGAUGGUACUUAUACCACUGGUGGCUAUAUUAGUUCUUGGGCCUUUGAUAAUACUCCGACGAAGAACGAAGUGCAUGCGAUCAGAGAUAGCAACAAAAAAUGGCGAUUUCUUGUCAAUAUGGAAUUACGAUGGGACAAUGGCAUAUGAAGACAUAAUCAAUGCAACAGAAGACUUUGAUAUUAAAUAUUGCAUUGGAACUGGAGGAUACGGUAGUGUCUAUAGAGCGCGGUUGCCCAAUGGGAAGAUCGUGGCAUUGAAGAAACUUCACCGUCAUGAAGCAGAGGACCCAUCUUUUGACAAGAGCUUCCGAAAUGAAGUGAAACACUUGACAGAAGUACGACACAGAAGCAUAAUUAAGCUCCAUGGUUUUUGCUUACACAAGCGAUGCAUGUUCUUGGUUUAUGAGUAUAUGGAAAGGGGGAGUCUAUUUUGCGCUUUGAGAAAUGACGUCGAAGCAGUGGAAUUAGACUGGUCUAAAAGACUCAAUAUUGUUUGGGAUAUUGCACAUGCCUUGUCUUACCUGCACCACGAUUGCACGCAGCCAAUUGUUCAUCGUGACAUAUCUAGCAACAACAUUUUGCUCAACAACAACAUGAAGGCUUUCUUAUCGGAUUUCGGCACGGCAAAACUCCUAGAACCUAAUUUCUCAUCUAAUCUCACCGCAGAUAUCGCAGGCACUCGUGGAUAUAUAGCACCAGAGCUCGCGUAUACUUUGGUUGUUAAUGAGAAAUGCGACGUAUAUAGCUUUGGAGUGGUGGCAAUGGAAACAAUAAUGGGUGAGCAUCCAGGAGAUAUUACAUCUACUAUGUUGACAUCUCUUAGAGAAGAUAUGAUGCUAUAUAAAAUCUUAGACCCACGGUCGCCUUUUCCGAGAGAGAGCUCUGUCGCAAGAAGUAUUGUUUUGAUAGUUUCUCUGGCGCUUGCUGGCGCUUGCUUGCUUGAGUGCUAAUCCAAAGUCCCGACCAACUAUGAAGCAAGUCUCGGAAGCAUUUCUAGCUCGAAAGUUACCAUUGGCGAAGCCCUUCCAUGAGAUCUCAUUGGCUCAGCUCCGAGAUAAUAACAGAUCAUGGUUGGAAGGUGGAUCGACA
Molecule: messenger RNA, 1570 nt
Organism: Rhodamnia argentea
Lineage: Eukaryota; Viridiplantae; Streptophyta; Magnoliopsida; Myrtales; Myrtaceae
Product: probable leucine-rich repeat receptor-like protein kinase At1g35710
Exons: 2
Coding region: 37-1431 (464 amino acids)
Biological process (GO): protein phosphorylation
Molecular function (GO): protein binding; ATP binding; protein kinase activity
Source: RefSeq, a predicted model, not a curated record